Staurois parvus is the source of this 267-nucleotide messenger RNA. NCBI's taxonomy places the organism in Eukaryota, Metazoa, Chordata, Amphibia, Anura, Ranidae. The record is from the annotation of a GenBank genome assembly.
GCAAUACACACUAAACUGAGCAUGUGCAGAAGGGCUACGGGUUCAGUCUGUCUUAUCAGGUGGACAUUUGAACAAGAGGAGGGGGAUCUUUUUACACAACAUGGAGGAUUAACCCCUUAGGGCCUUUUUACACAAUGCAGAGGAUUAACCCCUUAGGUUCCACAGUGAGUAUAACAAGCAUGCUUUACUGCCAGGGGCGGACUGACCAUUUGGAAAGUCAGGCACUGCCCGAGGGCCUGGGGUCAGUAGGGGGCCCAUGAGAUGCCC